UUUUUUUUUCGGCGGAGAUCCUAGUCGGGGUUGGGAAACUCCUGUAUAACUUGAGACCAGGAAGCCAGCCCGCUUCCCAGCCCCCUCCAAAGCCACCUACUCGUCCUACUGCGGGAGGCCACUCCACAUCCGCUCUCACCGGAGAGAGAAAUUCGGCUGGGUCCAAAGUGACUAAUGAAGGGAAGGAAAUCAUGUCAGGCGAAGCCUUGAAAAAGCUGCCUUGAGACACUGCCCGACCGAAAGAAUGUUGGCUCAAUUAAGAAACAUCAGGGAGAUAAAUUCAACCCAGUGUGUCUAAAAAUGACUACAAAACGAAGUUUGUUUGUGCGGUUGGUACCAUGUCGUUGUCUACGAGGGGAAGAAGAGACUGUUACUACUCUUGAUUAUUCUCAUUGCAGUUUGGAACAGGUUCCCAAAGAGAUUUUUACUUUUGAGAAAACUUUGGAGGAGCUCUAUUUAGAUGCUAAUCAGAUUGAAGAGCUUCCAAAGCAACUUUUUAACUGUCAGUCUCUACACAAACUGAGUUUGCCAGACAAUGAUUUAACAGCAUUACCAGCAUCUAUUGCAAAUCUCAUUAAUCUCAGGGAACUGGAUGUCAGCAAGAAUGGAAUACAGGAGUUUCCAGAAAAUAUAAAAAAUUGUAAAGUUUUGACAGUCGUGGAGGCCAGUGUAAACCCUAUUUCCAAGCUUCCUGAUGGAUUUUCUCAGCUGUUAAACCUAACCCAGUUAUAUCUAAAUGAUGCUUUCCUUGAGUUCUUGCCAGCUAAUUUUGGCAGAUUAACUAAACUCCAGAUAUUAGAACUUAGAGAAAACCAGUUGAAAAUGUUGCCAAAAACCAUGAAUAGACUGACCCAACUGGAAAGAUUGGAUUUGGGAAGUAAUGAAUUCACAGAAGUGCCUGAAGUACUUGAGCAACUAAGUGGAUUGAAAGAAUUUUGGAUGGAUGGUAAUAGACUGACUUUUAUUCCAGGGUUUAUCGGUAGUUUGAAACAGCUCACAUACUUGGAUGUUUCCAAAAAUAAUAUUGAAAUGAUUGAAGAAGGAAUUUCAGCAUGUGAAAACCUUCAGGACCUCCUGUUAUCAAGCAAUUCACUUCAACAACUGCCUGAGACUAUUGGUUCAUUGAAGAAUGUAACAACUCUUAAAAUAGAUGAAAAUCAAUUAAUGUAUCUGCCAGACUCUAUAGGAGGGUUAGUAUCAAUAGAAGAACUGGACUGUAGCUUCAAUGAAGUUGAGGCUUUGCCUUCAUCUAUUGGGCAGCUUACUAAUAUAAGAACCUUUGCUGCAGAUCAUAAUUAUUUACAACAGUUACCCCCAGAGAUUGGAAGCUGGAAAAAUGUAACUGUGCUAUUUCUCCAUUCCAAUAAACUUGAGACACUUCCAGAGGAAAUGGGUGAUAUGCAAAAAUUAAAAGUCAUCAAUUUAAGUGACAAUAGAUUAAAGAAUUUGCCCUUUAGCUUUACAAAGCUACAACAAUUGACUGCUAUGUGGCUCUCAGAUAAUCAGUCCAAACCCCUGAUACCUCUUCAAAAAGAGACUGAUUCAGAGACCCAGAAAAUGGUGCUUACUAACUACAUGUUCCCUCAGCAGCCAAGGACUGAGGAUGUUAUGUUCAUAUCAGAUAAUGAAAGUUUUAAUCCUUCACUGUGGGAGGAACAGAGGAAACAGCGGGCUCAAGUAGCAUUUGAUUGUGAUGAAGACAAAGAUGAAAGGGAGGCACCUCCCAGGGAGGGAAAUUUAAAGAGAUAUCCAACACCAUACCCAGAUGAGCUUAAGAAUAUGGUCAAAACUGUUCAAACCAUUGUACAUAGAUUAAAAGAUGAAGAGACUUGUGAAGAUUCUGGAAAAGAUCUGAAACCACAUGAAGAUCAGCAAGUUGUAAAUAAUGAUGUAGGUGUGAAGACUUCAGAAAGUACCACUCCAGUAAGAAUCAAAGCUGAUGAAAGAGAAAAGUAUAUGAUAGGAAACUCUUCACAGAAGACCAGUGAAUCUGAAGCUGAGAUUAGUCCUGGGAGUCUACCAGUGACUACAAAUAUGAAAGCCUCUGAGAACUUGAAGCAUAUUGUUAAUCACGACGAUGUUUUUGAGGAAUCUGAAGAACUUUCUUCUGAUGAAGAGAUGAAAAUGGCAGAGAUGCGACCACCAUUAAUUGAAAGCUCUAUUAACCAGCCAAAAGUGGUAGCUCUUAGUAAUAACAAAAAAGAUGAUACAAAGGAUACAGAUUCUUUAUCAGAUGAAGUUACACACAAUAGCAAUCAGAAUAACAGCAACUGUUCUUCUCCAUCUCGGAUGUCUGAUUCAGUUUCUCUUAAUACUGAUAGUAGUCAAGAUACCUCACUCUGCUCUCCAAUGAAACAAACUCAUAUUGGUAUUAAUUCCAAAAUCAGGCAAGAAGAUGAAAAUUUUAACAGCCUUUUACAAAAUGGAGAUAUUUUAAAUCAUUCAAUGGAAGAAAAAUUCCAGGUUCAUGAUAAAAAAGAUUUUAACUUACCUGAAUAUGAUUUGAAUAUUGAAGAGCAAUUGGUUCUUAUUGAGAAAGGUGUUGACUCAACAGCCACAUCUGAUGAAUCUCACAAAUUAGACCAUAUCAAUAUGAAUCUUAAUAAACUUGUAACUAAUGAUACAUUUCAACCAGAGAUAGUGGAAAGAUCAAAGACACAGGAUAUAGUGCUUGGAAUGGACUUUUUAAGCAUUAAUGCUAAAGGAGAAGCUGAGCCCUUGGAAAAUGGAAAUAAGUAUCCUAAUCUAGAAUGUGUAAAUAAGGUAAAUGGACAUUCUGAGGAAACUCCACAGUCUCCUAGGAGGACUGAACCACAUGACACUGAUUCUUCUGUUGAUAUGGGUAUUUCCAAAAGCACUGAAGAUCUCUCUCCUCAGAGAAGUGGGCCAGUUGGAUCUGUUGUGAAAUCUCAUAGUAUAACUAAUAUGGAGACUGGAGGGUUAAAAAUCUAUGACAUUCUUAGUGAUAAUGGACCACAGCAGCCAAGUGCAACAAUUAAAGUAACAUCUACUGUUGAUGGAAAAAAUAUUGUCAGGAGCAAGUCUGCUACACUUUUGUAUGAUCAACCAUUGCAAGUAUUUACUGGUUCUUCUUCAUCUUCUGAUUUAAUAUCAGGUACAAAGGCAAUUUUCAAGUUUGAUUCAAAUCAUAAUCCUGAAGAGCCAAAUAUAAUAAGAGGCCCUACAGUAAGUGGCCCACAAUCUACGCCUCAGAUAUAUGGUCCUCCACAAUAUAAUAUCCAGUACAGUAGCAGUGCUGCUGUCAAGGACACUCUGUGGCACACCAAACAGAAUCCCCAAAUAGAUCAUGUCGGUUUUCCUCCUCAGCGGCUUCCUAGAUCCGAGAGCACAGAAAGUCACAGUUACACGAAACAUUCUGCCAAUAUGAAUUUCUCUAACCAUAACAAUGUUCGAGCUAAUACUGGAUACCAUUUACAUCAGAGACCUGGCCCAGGAAGACAUGGGGAAAUGUGGGCCAUCUCACCAAAUGACCGACUCAUUCCUGGAGCAACUCGAACUACGAUUCAGCGACAAAGUAGUGUGUCCUCUACAGCUUCGGUAAAUCUUGGUGAAUCAGGUCCCACGAGGCGGGCCCAGAUUCCUGAAGGAGAUUAUCUAUCGUACAGAGAGUUACAUUCAGUGGGAAGAACUCCAUUGAUGUCAGGAUCACAGAGACCUCUUUCUGCACGAACAUAUAGCAUCGAUGGUCCAAAUGCAUCAAGGCCUCAGAGUGCUCGACCCUCCAUUAGUGAAAUACCAGAGAGAACUAUGUCUGUUAGUGAUUUUAAUUAUUCACGGACUAGUCCUUCAAAGAGACCAAAUGCAAGGGUUGGUUCUGAGCAUUCUUUAUUAGAUCCUCCAGGAAAAAGUAAAGUUCCUCAUGAUUGGCGAGAACAAGUACUACGACACAUCGAGGCCAGAAAGUUAGAAAAGAGCAUGCUGUCAAGGUCCUUUAAUUCCAAUUUUACUGCUGUAAGCAACUUUCACUAUGGCAGCUCUAGGGAUCUGCAUGGCAGCCAAGGCAGCCUUGCCUUGAGUGUUGCAGACGGAAGAGGUUCUGGUGGGCACAUUUUUCGAAUGCCUUUGAUUAAUGGACAGAUGGGCCAGCCCCUCAGGCCUCAGGCAAAUUAUAGUCAAAUACAUCACCCCCUUCCUCAGGCUUCUGUGGCAAGGCAUCCCUCUAGAGAACAACUAAUUGAUUACUUGAUGCUGAAGGUGGCCCACCAGCCUCCAUAUACACAGCCCCAUUGUCCUCCUAGACAAGGCCAUGAACUGGCAAGGCAAGAGAUUCGAGUGAGAGUUGAAAAGGAUCCAGAACUUGGAUUUAGCAUAUCAGGAGGUGUUGGGGGCAGAGGAAAUCCAUUCAGACCUGAAGACGAUGGUAUAUUUGUAACAAGGGUACAGCCUGAAGGACCAGCAUCAAAAUUAUUACAACCAGGUGAUAAAAUUAUUCAGGCUAAUGGCUACAGUUUUAUCAAUAUUGAACAUGGACAAGCAGUGUCCUUGCUAAAAACUUUCCAGAACACAGUAGAACUCAUCAUUGUACGAGAGGUUUCCUCGUAAGAAUUGUGGACAAAAAAAGGGGAAAGGCAGCAAGAUUUAUUGGAAGAUAUUUGCAGGGGAAAUUAAUAUUUUGACUAUUUUUAUAUGUAAAGAUGAACUCAAAAAAUUAUGUUCAAAUUUGUACAUUAAUGAAAUAAUGGAACUUGUGGUUAGAGGGAAAGAACCACUGUACAGUAUAUAGGGGAGACUGUUGAAUUCAUACCAUAUAAAAGUUCUUGUUAGGUUUUUAAACAUAGCAAUCAAGGCUGCAAAAACAAACAUAUGUUGUUUUUGUAUAGAUUGUAGGUUUAUUUUUGGAUUUCACACACAUGACUGAACUCUGUGCAAGGCUCUAGUUAGCCUUGAUUGUAGCCCAGAGACAGAUGGCAGAGCUUUCUGUCUCAUAGCUUUUGUGCCCUUAUUUUUAUUCAACUCGUAUUAAUGUUUUUCUGCUGAAACUACUUUUUUUUAAUGUGGGCAAGAGAUUUGAAGUGUUGGUUUUUGCUAUGUGCAUAUUGAAUUGAAGAGUGAGUAGGUGAAGGUGGUGCUGGUGGGUUCACUUUCCAAGGCCAGAUUAAAACAGUUAAUUCCUAUAAAAAUCUGGAAGCAAAGAUUGAGAAAAUAGCUGUUAAAUGUGUUUUUAUUAAUAAAAUAAUGCAAUAAAAAUGUAGUGUCUUUUUAAAGAAAUAAAAAAGACAAUAAUUGCAUUUUAUGAGCUCUACAGGAUCUGUUCUUGUCAUAGCCAUUGACAGUACAUUUGCUACUGGUGAUUCAAUUUUUAAUUUUUUAGUCACAGGAAAUUUUUAACUCUUCUGUAGAUGCAUGUCCGUGCAUUUUUUUGUGAUAUGGAAAUCUCUUGAUUUUUUGCAAAUGGUGGUCCUUGCAAUCUGUUUUAUAAUUAGUAUUCCAUUUUAAUCUUAAUUUAUAAUUUUUAUUUUGAGCAGCAAAUGAAACUCAAAUGGCCAGUUUUAAAAGAUUGUGUUGCUGUAACACAAAGUGUAAGCAGAUUUAGGAAAGCCUCUUGAUUUUUGUUUGGUCUCACAUUGCCUUGGUAAAGUAAAAGGAAAUAUAGUACGCAUGGAGCUAGGAAACCAAAGCAAGUUUGUGAAAUUGGCACAGUGAUAGAGAAUUGCUGUGGAGAGUUGUAGAGCAAAGGGAUGGGUCCUUGAGGCCUACCAGUCUGUAAAGGUAUUCAAAUAAAGGGCUGUUCCUACAGGUAACAUUAAAUGUGAACCCGACACUUCAGAGUCUUUAAAGGGUUUCUAAGUGUAUCAGUGUAAUAGAAUAGUGUUUUACCACCAGCUGCCUUUGUUCCUCGUUAGUGUAACAAAUAUUUCAUAGAUGUUUAUUAAUUUGUUCAUCCAAACCAUUAAUUUUGUUUCUGUUCUUUGUAAUUCAAUAAAAUUUGAAUAACAUGCAGUGGUAAGAAUUAAUGCAUGGUUAUUUGGACCAGAAAAAAGUGCCACAGAAGACCAGUAACUGUUUAGUCGAGGCUAGUCUGGAGCCUUUCAUUAGAGCAAUAUUCAGUUAUUGCAAUUCAUUUUUAAUUACUAAGAAAUAUAAUUUUGGACUUUUUAAUCUGUUAUGCUUUGUUCUUCAACCUUGUUUUAAUUAAGACUUUUAUAGGACUAGCAAAAACAGCAAUUUACAUUAUUUUUGCAAAAAAAGUUGAACUCGUUCCUUUCUUGCUAGUCAGAGUAAAUAGGCAGUAAUUUUCAAAAGAUGUGAACUCAAAUAUUGCACUUCUUUCAAGAUGUUAUCAUUUGGUUAUUGUACUGUAUAGUUUUAAUAAUAUUGAUUGAAACCCUUUAACAACUCUUUGUAAAUUUUAACUCAUUUUAGUUGUUUUUCAGUACUAUUUACAUAGGAAUUGAUUUUUAUGGAUAUAGUAGAAGAAAUGUGCUGUAUUUUGAUAAAAUUCAUUUACUGUAUGUGUGUUGUAAUCUCUAAAAAAAAAUAAUGACAAACAGCUUCUUAAGACAAGCCUCGGUGUUCCCUUUAUUCAUAGUUUAUUUUAAAAUACUAAUUUUGGCACAUCCUUUUUUUAUUUCAGUCAAUUUUUCAGUCACAUUCUACUUUUAAUAAGGAAUACAUAAAAUAGAUAUAAUUGUGACAUUUUCAACUACUUUAUCUUGCAUCAGAUACACAGAUAAUUUUGGAAAAGGAAAAUAGCCACAAAAAACGAUUGAUUAGUGAUCUAACUUUAAGUUAAUUGUCUGCAUAUUAUAUUGAUAUAUUACAAGUGCAGCAAGUAUUACAUGCACUAGUAUUUUAUUCUCCUCUAGCUAGUUAAAAAAAUUUUUUUAAUGUUCUUAUAACACAUAUAGUUGAGUAAGAAAGUUACCAAGGAAGAGUAAU
Odobenus rosmarus divergens (Pacific walrus) is the source of this 6900-nucleotide messenger RNA. It is a transcript of the gene ERBIN, whose product is annotated as erbb2 interacting protein. Gene Ontology annotation, cellular component: postsynaptic membrane; postsynaptic density; adherens junction. The record is from RefSeq and is a predicted model, not a curated record. Gene Ontology annotation, biological process: neurotransmitter receptor transport, endosome to postsynaptic membrane; neurotransmitter receptor transport postsynaptic membrane to endosome. Gene Ontology annotation, molecular function: protein binding. The transcript is spliced from 26 exons. Bases 301 to 4563 code for a protein of 1420 amino acids. Lineage: Eukaryota; Metazoa; Chordata; Mammalia; Carnivora; Odobenidae.